CAGAGAUAGACAAUGUCUUUCCAUUCCGGGCGAGGGGGGUGCCCCCGAAGCCGAGGAGGAUCUGCGGCACGGACUCCGACUCCGACUUUCCGCCCCCAGAAUUUGAGGCAGCUCCAUCCUCAGCAGCCACCUUCAGCUCAGUAUCAGUACGACCAGCCGGCGGUGACCACGGCGGCUUACUCAAGCCCUCCCACCACGAGCUACAUGCCUUCCAGGCCCGAUUUCGUCCCGUACCCGCCGCCCAUCCCCCCGUCGCCGCAAAGCGCCAUCUCCCAGUGUCCCCUGAGGCCGCCUUUUGCGGGCCACCAGGUCAAGCAGACCUUCCCCCUCCCUCCUUGCUUUCCGCCGACUCCGCCCCCCGCCCCGAAUCCCGGAAACCCUUCCGUUUCGACCGGCGCGGCAGGACAGAACGCGUUUCCUUACAUGAUGCCUCCUCCGUCCGUUCCGCACCCAAUGCCGCCUCCGAUCAUGCCUCAGCCGAUGAAUUACCAGCCCAUGUACUCCCCUUCUUACUCGCAGCAGUCGUUCCCCCCUCCUAAUUUCAGCAGCUACCCACACAAUGCAAACUCUUACCAGGGCGGCGGCGGUGGCGGCAACAACGCCAACAGCGGCAGCAGCAACAACAACAGCGGCAAUUUCCGGAACCCUGGUCAGUAUCCGAUAGAGAAGUCGCAGGCUGAACGGAGGUCUCCGGAAAGGAGUAAACACUACGAGGAGUAUCGCCACCGGGACCACGGGCACGGGGAGAGGCACCGCUCCACCAAUCACGGCGACCGGCGGGAUCGAGGCAGGAGCCCCGAUAGGCGGCGGCAGGAAAGCAGUCGGCAUCGGUCGGAUUACGUCAGAGGGCGGACGCCCCCUCGUCACAGAAGUUAUGAAUGGUACAGGGAACGACAACGAGAAAGACACAGGCACCGCGACAGCCGGCGAUCGCCAUCCACUGAGAGAUCCUACAGAAAGGAUCACAAGAGGACAGGAAGUCAGUCUCCCGGUCAAGACCGGAAGAGAACUCGCUGGGAGGACGACCGGGAACGGUGGUCGGAAAACUCCAGCAGGGAGAAGAGCUAUACUUCCAUCAAAGACAAAGAGCCGGAUGAGGCCGUCGUCGAGAAGAACGAGGAAGAUGACGAGGACCUGCUGAAGCCUGUGUGGGUCCGCUGCACCCACUCGGAAAGCUACUACUCAAACGACCCCAUGGAUCAAGUGGGCGAUUCCACUGUCGUCGGAACGAGCCGGCUCCGAGAUUUAUAUGAGAAGUUUGAGGAAGAGCUGGGGAAGCGGCAAGCCAAAGCCAAAGCUGCCAGGCCCCCCUGGGAGCCCCCCAAGACCAAACUGGACGAGGAUGUCGGGAGCUCCAGCGACUCUGAGUGCGACUCGGAUGACGACAGCUGCUCCAGCAGUUCGGAUUCGGAGGUUUUUGACGUCAUCGCUGAAAUUAAGCGGAAGAAAGCUCACCCAGACCGGCUGCAUGAGGAGCUGUGGUACAACGACCCCGGACAGAUGAACGACGGACCUCUGUGCAAAUGCAGUGCGAAAGCCAGACGGACGGGAAUAAGACAUGGAAUCUAUCCUGGGGAGGAGCCUAUUAAACCCUGCCGACCCAUGAACAACAAUGCUGGAAAAUUAUUCCACUACCGCAUUACAGUGUCACCGCCUACAAACUUUUUAACAGACAGGCCGACUGUGAUCGAGUACGAUGACCAUGAGUACAUCUUCGAAGGCUUCUCCAUGUUUGCCCAUGCUCCCCUCACCAAUAUUCCUCUAUGCAAAGUAAUCCGAUUUAACAUCGAUUAUACAAUCCAUUUCAUCGAGGAGAUGAUACCCGAAAAUUUUUGCGUACGAGGACUGGAGCUGUUCUCUUCCUACCUGUUUCAAGACAUCCUGGAACUCUACGACUGGAACCUUGCCGGUCCUUCGUUAGAAAACAACGAUGCUUCCUGCCCCCGGUUUCAUUUCAUGCCUCGUUUUGUCAGGUUCCUUCCAGAUGGAGGGAAAGAAGUGCUGUCCAUGCACCAGAUUCUGCUGUAUUUGUUACGCUGCAAUAAGCCGUUGGUGCCGGAAGAGGAGAUUGCCAAUAUGCUACAAUGGGAGGAGCUGGAGUGGCAGAAAUACGCCGAGGAAUGCAAGGGGAUGAUCGUUACCAGCCCUGGCAUGAAACCCAGCUCGGUUCGCAUUGAUCAAUUGGAUCGUGAGCAGUUCAACCCUGAUGUGAUUACUUUCCCCAUUAUUGUCCACUUUGGAAUACGACCUGCUCAACUCAGUUAUGCCGGAGACCCACAGUACCAAAAACUCUGGAAGAGUUACGUGAAAUUGCGCCACCUGCUGGCUAACAGCCCCAAAGUGAAACAAGCGGAUAAGCAGAAACUUGUGCAAAGAGAAGAAGCGCUGCAGAAGAUUAGGCAGAAAAACACCAUGCGUCGCGAAGUGACCGUCGAGCUGAGCAGCCAAGGGUUCUGGAAAACGGGCAUCCGCUCCGAUGUCUGUCAGCAUGCCAUGAUGCUCCCUGUCCUGACUCAUCACAUCCGCUACCAUCAAUGUUUGAUGCAUCUAGAUAAACUGAUAGGCUACACUUUUAAAGAUCGCUGCUUAUUGCAGCUGGCCAUGACUCACCCAAGCCAUCACCUAAACUUCGGGAUGAAUCCAGACCACGCCAGAAAUUCUUUGUCCAAUUGCGGCAUCCGCCAGCCCAAAUAUGGAGAUAGGAAAGUCCACCACAUGCAUAUGAGGAAAAAAGGCAUAAACACCUUGAUCAAUAUCAUGUCACGUCUUGGGCAAGAUGAUCCAACUCCUUCCAGGAUCAACCACAACGAGCGCUUGGAAUUUUUGGGAGAUGCUGUGGUUGAAUUUUUAACUAGUGUGCAUUUAUACUACCUGUUUCCAAGUCUAGAGGAAGGGGGCUUAGCCACAUAUCGCACUGCCAUCGUUCAGAACCAACAUCUGGCCAUGCUGGCCAAGAAGCUGGAGCUGGAUCGAUUCAUGCUUUAUGCUCACGGGCCUGAUCUUUGCCGAGAAUCAGAUCUGCGUCAUGCAAUGGCCAACUGCUUUGAAGCGUUGAUAGGGGCGGUUUACUUGGAGGGCAGCCUGGAGGAAGCCAAGCAGCUCUUCGGACGCCUGCUUUUUAACGGCAAGGACCUGCGGGAAGUAUGGCUUAAUUAUCCUCUGCACCCUCUCCAACUGCAAGAGUCCAAUACUGACCGACAGCUGAUUGAGACAUCUCCCGUCCUCCAGAAAUUGACUGAGUUCGAGGAAGCCAUCGGAGUAAUUUUCACUCACGUUCGGCUUCUGGCCCGGGCUUUCACUUUGAGAACUGUCGGAUUUAACCACCUGACCCUGGGCCACAACCAGAGGAUGGAAUUCUUGGGGGAUUCCAUAAUGCAGCUGGUGGCCACGGAGUAUUUAUUCAUACAUUUCCCAGAUCAUCAUGAAGGCCACCUAACGCUGUUGCGGAGCUCCCUGGUCAACAACAGAACGCAGGCCAAAGUCGCCGAAGAACUGGGCAUGCAGGAGUUCGCCAUUACAAACGACAAGACCAAGCGCCCCGUAGCCUUACGGACGAAGACGCUGGCGGAUCUUUUAGAAUCCUUUAUCGCUGCUCUGUACAUAGACAAGGACUUAGAAUACGUCCACACUUUCAUGAACGUCUGCUUUUUCCCACGACUAAAGGAAUUCAUUUUAAACCAGGAUUGGAACGAUCCAAAAUCCCAGCUCCAGCAAUGCUGCUUAACUCUCCGAACAGAGGGGAAGGAGCCAGACAUCCCACUCUAUAAGACUCUGCAAACAGUCGGACCCUCUCAUGCCAGGACAUACACCGUAGCUGUUUAUUUUAAAGGCGAAAGAAUAGGAUGCGGUAAAGGACCAAGCAUUCAGCAAGCAGAGAUGUGCGCAGCAAUGGAUGCCUUGGAAAAAUAUAACUUUCCUCAGAUGGCCCAUCAGAAACGAUUCAUUGAGCGGAAGUACAGGCAAGAGCUUAAAGAAAUGAGGUGGGAAAGAGAGCAUCAGGAAAGAGAGCUGGAGGAAGCGGACGACAUCCGGAAAUAAGUACAGGCCAUGGAAGCAAAUGGUGGAUUUGCCUGCUUAAUAACUUUGAUGUAGGCCUGUGGAGACGUAGCCUAGUUUCGCGUCAAGGAUGAACGAAGUCUGCUCAUUAAAUCAUGUUUAAUGUUAAUUGUUACUUUUUUAUAUAAAAGAAGAAGAAGAAUAUGUUUUAUUCCAUUUUUAGCUAGUAAAGUUUUAUUCACGAGGCUUAACGAAACAAUUUCUUUUAACAUUCAUUCUGAGGAAUUUUGCUUUUAUUUUC
Messenger RNA from Lacerta agilis (Sand lizard), 4297 nucleotides. RefSeq names its product drosha ribonuclease III (gene DROSHA). Gene Ontology annotation, biological process: primary miRNA processing; regulation of gene expression; rRNA processing. The transcript is spliced from 31 exons. Gene Ontology annotation, molecular function: double-stranded RNA binding; ribonuclease III activity. Bases 13 to 4038 code for a protein of 1341 amino acids. Lineage: Eukaryota; Metazoa; Chordata; Lepidosauria; Squamata; Lacertidae. Gene Ontology annotation, cellular component: nucleus. The record is from RefSeq and is a predicted model, not a curated record.